AUGCCGUCUCCAAAACCAGUACGGACGGCCGCGUUGGGGCUGUCCGCCGUUUCCUUCCCGUCCGCUGGCUCCUCGUCGACCAACAGCCCCGUGGCCGAUGCGGGCACGGCGGACCUGAUCGAUCCCAGCCCCAUCGCCGGCUCGUCCUCGUCCUCGGGCACGUCCGGACGACCACGGCGGCGAAGUAGUCUGUUGAAAAGCAACAACAACAAUGGCAGCAUUGGUGUCGGGACGGCGGGCCGCCCCAGGAAGGCGUCCACGGCCGCAUCAACGGCCACGGCGGUUGGGACGACAGGCGCAGGAACGUCACAAGCAUCGACCGCACGAGCACAUCGACUGCAGCCGCGAGACGAUCCAGGAGACGGAUGGGACGAUGCAUGGGGCGAGGAGGAGGACGAGGACGGCGAGGAGCACGAGGACGGCGAGGACGCAAGGCAGGACGGACGCAGCGCCGACCACGCAUUGCUUGACGAAGACUACGGACGCGACGACGGCGACCUCCACACCGACGAAGAGACGGGCCUGGGCGCCGCCGCACGGAGGCAGCGUGGCGACGCGCGGCGGACCCGGACGAACCUGGACGAGCGCUUUGUCCCCGGCGGCGGAGUGGGCGGCGGCUCCGAGUUUGGCUUCGGCGACGGCCGGCUCGUCGAAGACGCACAGAGCAGCCUCAUCAUGGCCGCCCUGACGGAGGACGAGCGCAAGGAGGCCGACAAGAAUGUGCUGCGGCGGCUGCUGGUCGACGGCCUGCUCAUCGGGCUGUGGUACUUGUUCUCGCUGAGCAUUUCGCUGUACAACAAGUGGAUGUUUGGCAGCAACUUCCCCUUCCCGCUGUUUACCACGUCGGUCCACAUGCUGGUGCAGUUCUUCUUGUCGUGUCUGGUGCUGUACUUUGUGCCGACGCUGCGGCCGAGCCACGGCCGGGACAAUGGGAGCGGGCAUCGCCCAGUCGCUCGCGACGAGGGUGCGGACGAGGACGAGAACGAUGGCGACGUCGACGUCGACGUCGGCGGCCAGGAUGCCUAUAAGGAGGCCAACGGCAAAGCCGACAGGCCGCUCGAGCCGGCCAUGACCAAGUGGUUCUACCUCACGCGCAUCGGGCCGUGCGGAGCUGCGACCGGUCUGGACAUCGGCCUGGGCAACGCCUCGCUCAAGCUGAUUACCCUGACAUUUUACACCAUGUGCAAGUCCUCGUCUCUCGCCUUCGUGCUGCUCUUCGCGUUUGCCUUUGGCCUGGAGAAGCCGACGCUGCGCCUCGUCGCCAUCAUCGCCACCAUGACCGUCGGCGUCGUUAUGAUGGUCGCCGGCGAAGUCAAGUUCGACCCCUUUGGCUUCUUUCUCGUCAUCACCGCCGCCUUCUUCUCGGGCUUCCGCUGGGGCCUGACGCAGAUCAUGCUGCUGCGCAACCCGGCCACGUCCAACCCGUUUUCGAGCAUCUUCUACCUCGCCCCGGUCAUGUUUGUCACCCUCUUCGCCCUGGCCAUCCCCAUGGAGGGCGUCCCCGAGCUCCUCCAGGGCCUCCGCGAGCUGAGCGACAAGUUUGGCGGCCUGCGCGCGCCGCUGCUGGUCCUCUUCCCCGGCACCAUUGCGUUUUUGAUGACGGCCUCCGAGUUUGCCCUGCUGCAGCGCACCUCCGUCGUCACCCUGUCCAUUGCCGGCAUCUUCAAGGAGGUCGUCACCAUCGUCACGGCCACGCUCGUCUUCCACGACAGGCUGACGCUCGUCAACUUUCUGGGCCUCGUCGUCACCCUCGCCGCCAUUGUCGUCUACAACUACAUCAAAAUCACCAAGAUGCGCCAGCAGGCCCAGAUCGACGUCCACAAGGAGCACUCCGCCGCCCGGCAGCACCCGAUGCAAACGUUUUCGGGGCCGGCCGAGUACGGGCCCGGGCUGGGCCCCUCGUCCUCCCCGUCUGGGUCUGGGGUUGGUCGGAACGCCCACGCCAACCGUCCACCGCGCCUCGACGGCGACCACGACAGCGACCCUGACGGCGACGACGACGCAGAAGAUGCCGGCCUGCUGCGGAAAUAG
This is a messenger RNA of Sporothrix brasiliensis 5110, 2031 nucleotides long. Its product is annotated as solute carrier family 35, member C2. Lineage: Eukaryota; Fungi; Ascomycota; Sordariomycetes; Ophiostomatales; Ophiostomataceae. Bases 1 to 2031 code for a protein of 676 amino acids. The transcript is spliced from 2 exons. Gene Ontology annotation, cellular component: Golgi apparatus; cis-Golgi network; endoplasmic reticulum-Golgi intermediate compartment. The record is from RefSeq and is a predicted model, not a curated record. Gene Ontology annotation, biological process: UDP-glucose transmembrane transport. Gene Ontology annotation, molecular function: antiporter activity.